Messenger RNA from Herpailurus yagouaroundi (jaguarundi), 1989 nucleotides. It is a transcript of the gene PRKAG3, whose product is annotated as protein kinase AMP-activated non-catalytic subunit gamma 3. Gene Ontology annotation, biological process: regulation of catalytic activity; protein phosphorylation. Gene Ontology annotation, molecular function: protein kinase binding; AMP binding; protein kinase regulator activity. NCBI's taxonomy places the organism in Eukaryota, Metazoa, Chordata, Mammalia, Carnivora, Felidae. The record is from RefSeq and is a predicted model, not a curated record. The coding region runs from base 571 to 1965 and encodes 464 amino acids. Gene Ontology annotation, cellular component: nucleus; cytoplasm; nucleotide-activated protein kinase complex. The transcript is spliced from 13 exons.
GACGGGGGCUCCCACACACUGGGACCCACCUCCAAACCACUGGUAGAAACAGAGGUCUCUCACUCUGGGCCCUCCAGCCCACCGCACACCUUCACGGUGAUUCUAGCUCCCCACCUGCCCCGCCCAUCCCACUCCAGCUCCCCCAGCAGAGAGAGGGACAGGCUCCUGGGACUCAAAUGAGGACAUUUGGGCAUACAAUGCCCGCUCUCCCGCGACCGCCCACAAACCCCUUGUCCCCAGCCUCCCUGCUGGCUCCAACUUGCCUUUUCUAACUUCAGCACCUCCCACGACUGAAGUGUGUACAAGGAAGACAGUCAAGCUCUACCUGCGUCCAUUUUCCCUCCUUUGGCGCCUGACAACGAUGAGAAGGAACCCAGGACUCUGAGAGCCCACUUCCUCCCACCUGGCGCCCCCGCAGCGCUCCAAGCCACCUCCCUCCAUCGCAAAGUCCUUCGGGCUUGUCCUUGGAGACCCAGGAGGGAGCCCGGGCCCAGGCCUCCAGAUUCCAGAACCCAUCCUGGAGCAGCCUUGGGGGACCUGAGCGUCAAGGCCCCAUUCCCCCUUCCAGAGAUGAGCUGUCUAGAACAAGGAGAGAACACUUCAUGGCCAUCGCCGGCCAUGACCGCAGGCUCAGAAAGAAGCCAUGAGAAACAGGGGGCCAAGGCCUCCAGGUGGACAAGGCAGGAGGCUGUGGCGGAAGGGGAGCUGCCGGGUCUGGGGGAAGAUCCCCAGGCCAAGCCACCUGCUGAGUACGCCGGACUGGAGGCCACGUUCCCCAAGGCCACACACGUGUCCCAGGCUGCUCCUUUGGCCAAAGUGGACGCCCCACCAACAGAGUGGGACAUCUUCCCCCCUAACCACGAAGCCUCGGCCGCUGGCUCCAGCACAGAUGAGCUGGAGCUGGACAUAGGGUUCCCGGCCACAGCAUCGUGGGGGUAUGAGCUCGGCCUGGUGGAAGAGAGGCCUGCCCUGUGCCCGUCCCCACGGGCCCUGUUACCCAGGCUGGGCUGGGACGACGAACUGCAGAAGCCGGGGGCCCAGAUCUACAUGCACUUCAUGCAGGAGCACACCUGCUACGACGCCAUGGCAACCAGUUCCAAGCUGGUCAUCUUCGACACCACGCUGGAGAUCAAGAAGGCCUUCUUUGCCCUAGUGGCCAACGGCAUCCGGGCGGCACCGCUGUGGGACAGCAAGAAGCAGAGCUUCGUGGGGAUGCUGACCAUCACAGACUUCAUCUUGGUGCUGCAUCGCUAUUACAGGUCCCCGCUGGUCCAGAUCUAUGAGAUUGAAGAACAUAAGAUUGAGACCUGGAGAGAGAUCUACCUUCAAGGCUGCUUCAAGCCUCUGGUCUCCAUUUCUCCCAGCAGCAGCCUGUUCGAAGCCGUCUACACCCUCAUCAAGAACCGGAUCCACCGUCUGCCGGUCCUGGACCCGGUCUCAGGCGCCGUGCUCCACAUCCUCACACACAAGCGACUGCUCAAGUUCCUGCACAUCUUUGGCUCCCUGCUGCCCCAGCCCUCCUUCCUCUCCCGCACCAUCCAAGAUCUGGGCAUCGGCACAUUCCGAGACUUGGCCGUGGUGCUGGACACGGCGCCCAUCCUGACGGCCCUGGACAUCUUUGUGGACCGGCGCGUGUCUGCGCUGCCUGUGGUCAACGAAGCUGGACAAGUCGUGGGCCUCUACUCCCGCUUCGAUGUGAUUCACCUGGCUGCCCAGCAAACCUACAACCACCUGGACAUGAGUGUGGGCGAAGCCCUGAAGCAGAGGACACUGUGUCUGGAAGGAGUCCUUUCCUGCCAGCCCCAUGAGAGCUUGGGGGAAGUCAUCGACCGGAUUGCCCGGGAGCAGGUACACCGGCUGGUGCUAGUGGACGAGACCCAGCAUCUCCUGGGCGUGGUGUCCCUCUCCGACAUCCUUCAGGCACUGGUGCUCAGCCCUGCUGGCAUCGAUGCCCUCGGUGCCUGAGAAUAUCUGAGUCCUCACUCCCAG